Messenger RNA from Chlamydomonas reinhardtii, 2227 nucleotides. RefSeq lists its product as uncharacterized. The record is from RefSeq and is a predicted model, not a curated record. NCBI's taxonomy places the organism in Eukaryota, Viridiplantae, Chlorophyta, Chlorophyceae, Chlamydomonadales, Chlamydomonadaceae. The coding region runs from base 151 to 723 and encodes 190 amino acids. The transcript is spliced from 4 exons.
GUGGCCGCUUUUGCCCACACAAUCCAUUUCGUUUGGUUGUCGGGCAGUCGCCCAAGAACUAUCGCAAGGUUGAGCCAGCACCGAAGACCCGAUUUUCUGGGCGUCGUUUUCCAGCGCUUUCUCCGUAGAUUUGUCAAAUAGUUAGACAAGAUGCAGCGAGCUUGCGCCAGGCCCCAGUCAGCUCGCACCGGCACGGUGCUCCAGCGGUCGCCAUCGCUGUGCCCUGGUCGCCUUGUGGCAACCAGCUCUAGGCGUACAAAGCACGCUCAUGUGAAGCCGUGCCAAGCGGUGGCGGACCAGCCGUUCGCAGACGAUGAGAGCAGCAACACGGAUUACGCCGCGGUGGCUGCGAGCCUGAACUCGCUGCUCGCGAAGACAGCCCCCAGCAAUGCCAUCAGCGGCCGUGACUUGCGCGACCUUGUCCGCCAGAAGUGGGGUCGCAGCUACGACGUGCGACUGGCGAAGCUGCAGGGCCGUAUGUACCUGCAGGUGAUGUGGAAGUUCCUGGAGCAGGCCUCCUUCCCGCUGACCGAGCAGGAGUACAUGCAGCAGCUGGACGCCGUGGCCGAGUACCUGAACGACUGGGGCGCGGCGGAGACGGUGCGACAGGGCAUCCAGGCCGCCCGCCGCCCGCCCGGCUAUACGGGCGGCGGCAACGCGCGCUGCAUCAGCAUCCCGCUGGCCGUUGACCUGGGCGGCACCCGCAGCGCCGAGUGGAUCUGAACGAAGCUAAGCCAUUUGGCACUAUGCAGCGCAGCGCGCAUGCCUGGGGCGAUGGCGCGGCUACGGAUGAAGAUUAAUGCUCGAGGGCCUCGGCCGCAGCAGUUGAAGUGCUGGUGGCGACGGGUCUUGUGUCCCGAAAUGGAGGUAGGCUCUGAGGGGCAGCAUGGACGGCAGGUAACACGUGGGCGUCGUUCCGCGGCAGCGGCGGAGUGCGCACGUGCCUGGACUGGUGCAGCGCGACAACAUGACGGCUGGCCGCAGCAAAGCGCCAGAGUUUUGUAUCCUGCGUGUACAGCGCUUAUCAUCACAGCCGCUGGAGCCCAGGAACCCCACGGUUUUCAAAUGUUUGCUGGUACCUGUGUGCAAGCAGAGGCCGGGCAUCGGCACCCGCCGAGUGUUAUGGCGUGGCUCGCAGUUAGGCUUGGGGCUAUCCAACCUCGUGACUGCCUUGCAGAGCAUUCAUGUGCAUUGGGAGACCGAGGGUUCGCACAUGCGGGAUGGCAAGGGCAGUUGUGACGAAGACGCACAGAGGGAACAGAACUCGACGCAACAGUGCCAGAGGAGCGCGGUGGUGUAUGUGGCACGUGGCGUGGGUGUGUUUGUGGUAUCAGGACCGCGUGGUGAAUACCAGUGCUGAAGAGUGUACACUGCGCAGGAGAGGGCCAGGGUGAGGACGAAGAGAAGCGCAAAUCGUUUAUUUGAUACCUGUACUUGUGUGGACGUGGAGUUGUCAUGUACGUGUACAUUAAGAAGUUGUGGAAAGAUUUUGCCGGCACGCGUGUCCGUGCGCCGGGCUACGACCUUGCCGGGCGCGGGGUGGCGUGCACCUGACAAGGCGGAUGUGUAUGACGGCGUUGCGUUGGGGUGUGUGCGUGUGUGCAAGGCAUGUGGCCUGUAUCGCUGGCAAUAGGCGUCGGCGAUGAUUGUGGAGCGUGAUGCCUUCGCCGUUGCCAUCAAAAAUGUGGUGUUGCAUGUGUACUACGUGGCGCUACAUGUGUACGGUUGCGUUGAAUGUGAUUGUUUGACGGUUCAGAUAAUCUCGCAGCUUGACAUUUGACAUUGGACACGUGAUUGUAGACGGAAUUGUGCCGAAGCAAGGGGGUUGAAAGCAAGGCGCCCAUGGCCAUGGGCAAGGCGCAUGGUUUAUGUGGAAGCGACUAGAGAACCGGGUGUACUGCCGACGCCCAGUGUGGGGGUGAGGCCCGCCCGAGGGUCAAGGACAGGGUGGUCCAGGAGUGUAACCAAAUGGACUGGCCCACACUUCUGCGUAGGUGCACCACAGCGGCCCCCCUUGUCCUAAAUCGUUGGGAGUUUGGGACACGACCAAGGGAGGCCUGGAAGCUUGGACAGCACGGGCGACAGGGCCGCCAAGCCAACACUCAGGACAGAAUGAGUUGGUCGCAAGAGGACAGGGACGCGCUUGCUUUGUUACGGUACGCACUGCGGCACUGUCUGCGCCGCCGCACCAGAGCCGUAAAUCGUAAGCUUGUAACAUACGGCAACC